AUAUGCAGAUGUUUUUACUGUUAAAUUUCCCUCGUUUAUCUUGGACCUGCACUCCCGGUGGUUUUAAACUGAAGAAUAGUGUUCAGUCAAUCUGCAAUGGGUCGUUUAGAUGGUAAGGUGGCAGUGUUGACGGCAGCGGCACAGGGUAUUGGGCGAGCUGUAGCUGAGGCAUUUCUCCGAGAGGGGGCGACAGUAAUUGCUACAGAUAUCAAUCUAGAGAAACUGAAAGAAUUGGAACAAUUAGGUGCUGACUGUCGUGUGUUAGAUGUAAUGGACACAGCAGCAGUGAAUGCGUUCGCUGCUACCAUACCUCGGAUUAACAUACUUUUCAACUGUGCUGGUUUUGUUUUUCAUGGGACUUUGUUGGACACUGAAGAGAAAGACUGGGAUUUUUCUUUCGAUCUUAAUGUGAAGAGUAUGUACCGAAUGAGCAAAGCAUUUCUUCCAAAGAUGAUCCAGCAAGAUUCAGGAAACAUUAUAAACAUGUCUUCAGUCGCUUCAAGCAUCAAAGGAGCGCCGAAUCGUUGUGUAUAUGGAGCUACCAAGGCCGCUGUGAUUGGCCUUACAAAGGCUAUGGCUGCAGACUUCAUCACCAACAACAUCCGUGUUAAUUGUAUCAACCCAGGUACGGUAGACACACCUUCUUUACGCGGCAGAAUUCAAGCACAACCCGACCCAGACCAGGCGUUGAAAGAUUUUCAAGCUCGGCAAAAGCUAGGUCGUUUCUGUACAGCAGAGGAAGUUGCAAAUCUCGUGCUAUAUCUCGCUUCAGACGAGUCCACAUAUGUUACCGGUCAACAGUUUGUCAUCGACGGAGGCUGGAGUUUAUAGACUUGAUAAAGCAUACAGUCUACGCUGCAUUGGAAUCACCUAUAGGAGUUCACUCGUAUAUAACUAUUUUAUGUACAUAUAUGACAUAAUAAAGAGACUUCUGUUUAAUAAGAAA
Mercenaria mercenaria is the source of this 946-nucleotide messenger RNA. RefSeq names its product dehydrogenase/reductase SDR family member 6-like. The coding region runs from base 97 to 831 and encodes 244 amino acids. Gene Ontology annotation, biological process: siderophore biosynthetic process. Gene Ontology annotation, molecular function: 3-hydroxybutyrate dehydrogenase activity. The transcript has 9 exons. The record is from RefSeq and is a predicted model, not a curated record. Lineage: Eukaryota; Metazoa; Mollusca; Bivalvia; Venerida; Veneridae. Gene Ontology annotation, cellular component: cytoplasm.